Perognathus longimembris pacificus (Pacific pocket mouse) is the source of this 2601-nucleotide messenger RNA. RefSeq names its product phosphoinositide-3-kinase regulatory subunit 6 (gene Pik3r6). Gene Ontology annotation, molecular function: 1-phosphatidylinositol-3-kinase regulator activity. The transcript is spliced from 19 exons. Gene Ontology annotation, biological process: G protein-coupled receptor signaling pathway; positive regulation of MAP kinase activity. Gene Ontology annotation, cellular component: phosphatidylinositol 3-kinase complex, class IB. Bases 79 to 2367 code for a protein of 762 amino acids. Lineage: Eukaryota; Metazoa; Chordata; Mammalia; Rodentia; Heteromyidae. The record is from RefSeq and is a predicted model, not a curated record.
UGUAGAGAAACAACCACGCUGCUUUCCAUUCUUCUUCCUGAGACAACCACAUCCUCCUCACAAACCCCACAGGCUGCCAUGGAGGGCUCAGAUGUGGAGCUGGACCUGCAGAGGAGUGUGCAGGCUGUGCUACGGGAGCUCAGCGCCCCAGCCCUGCAGAGCAACCAGGGCAUGUGGAGAUGGUCCCUACAUAAGAAGGUGGAUCGAGAUCCUGCUAAGAGCCCAAUGCUGGUGCGCAUUCUGCUCCGAGAGCUGGAGAAGGCGGACAGUGAGGACCACAGGCACGUCAUCAUUCCCCUGCUGCACACGCUAAUGUACGUGCUCACCAAGGCCACGGGUGUCCCUGAGGAGCUGUACUGGAGAAGCUACACCUUGUGCACCCAGCUGCUGACCCUGCCUGCCCCCUAUUGCACAGUCGCCUUGGACUGUGCCAUACAGCUGAAAGCAGAGACCGCCAUCCCAGGGACACUCUACCAAAGGACAGUCAUUGCCGAACAGAACCUGAGGAGUGAAUUGUACCCCUACCAAGAGAGGGUGCUCCUCUUCGUGGACCCGGAGCUGGUGUCCGCCUCCGUAUGCAGUGCACUGCUGCUGGAGAUCCAGGCUGCCCAAGAGCAGCAGAGCCCUGAGUCCUGCAUGCGCCACGUGGUCGCCCAUGCGCUACAGGCCGCCCUGGGUGAGGCCUGCCAUGCAGGUGCUGUGCACCGGAAGCUGCAGGCCAGCUCCCACAGCGACCUGGAGCACUACUUCCACGCCGUGGUGGCCGCUGUGGAGCAGGGGGCCGGCGAGGCCAGCCAGGGCCUGGCGGGACACCUGGAGCGGCUGGAGGAGACUUACCGCUUACUGCUCGGGCCUGCAGCAGACGUCGCGGAGCGCUGCACAGGGGACCCUCUCCAAGACCAGCCACCAGGCAUCCCACUGCCCAGCCCAGCCAUCACUUUCCACCUGUGGACCGGCCAGGAGCAGCUCUGGAAGGAGCUGGCCCGCGUCCUCCGCCUUCCAUCCCAGCUGCGCCUCAGCGCCGAACUGGAGGCCUUGGACCUGCAGGGCCUGGGGCAGGCUCGGAGCCCGGGGCCGGAGCGGAGCCUGGCACGGGAGUCUGUGCUGUCCGCCGACAGCGGCAUCGAGCGGGACCUUCCCCCGGAGGCCGAGGAGGCGCGGGCGCCCCGCAGCCCUGAGCCGGAGCGGGCUGCACUGCGCCGCCAGGGCGGCGUCAGGAAGCGGCUGUGGCCCCCCGACGGCUCCGCGUCCGGCACGCCAGGGCUGCACAGGCGCACGGGCAGGCCCGGCAGGGACUGGGAGCUGCUGCCCGGCGUGGCGCGCGUGCACACCGCCCGCGUGCUGGUGCUGGGGGACGACCGCAUGCUGGGGCGCCUGGCCCGGGCCUACCUCUGGCUCAGGAAACAGGAGUCACAGGAUUUCUGCCUCACCCCGAGACUCAGCCUGCAACUCUACUACAUUCCUGUGCUGUCCUCGCAGGAGCCCACAGUGUCCAGGCAGCCAGAGCUGGGAGAGCUGGCCACGUUCCUGGGCCGGGCAGACCCCUGGUACCAGAGCACCGUCAACACACUGUGCCCGGCCAUCCACAAGCUGGCUGAAAUGCCUCCCUGCCUGGAUACAUCCCACACGGUUAACCCCUUCAUCCUGGAUGCCAUCACUUACUAUGUUCGCAUGGGUACCCAGCCUAUCUAUUUCCAGAUCUACAGGGUCAAGAUCUUCAGUGAUCUGAGCCAGGAACCUACAGAGGACAUUUUCCUCACAGAGCUGAAGAUGAAGAUUCAUGAGCCUAAACCCCCCAAAGAGGGCGCUUCACCCUGGAGGAGAGGGGCAGCAGAGAGCCUGGGUGCCGAGCUCUCCCUGAGCUACCAGAAGGCCCUGCUCAGCCACCGUCCCCGAGAGGUCAUCAUCUCCCUUAGGGCCACUGGGCUGGUCCUGAAGGCCAUUCCUACAAGUAACACUGAAGUCCUCCCAUCUAAUUCCGUUUUGGGGUUCCCUCACUGCCCCCCAGUGGCUGCUUCUGCAAUGGACCACACGUGUCUGAAUGUGAGCGUGGAGGAGGUUGUCAAGUCUUGCCACCUGGCAGGAAGGUCCUUCUCGAUGGCCACGAACACCUUCCGGACCUCCAGUAUCCAGGUCCAGAGCCAGGACCGGAGGCUGAUGACACUGUGGUUGGACAAGGAUGAUCGGCACACAUUCAGGGAUGUGGUUAGAUUCGAGGUUGACCCCUGCCCGGAGCCAUGUUCUAGGACUCCGAAGUCCAAGAUGCCAUGGCUCAAUCCACAAGAGCAGAAGGCGAUGGAAAAGACCAAAGCUAUGCCCAGGCCCCUUCAAAUGCCCAUCAACACCUUCUCUGGCAUCAUCCAGUGAGCCCGCUGCCAGGACAGUGGAAGAAUGGGUCCCAGGGCAGCAGGCUCAACAAGAAACAUGACUCCCAGGCUCUCCAACACUCACACCAACAGCCGAAACAAAGGCCUGACGCCUUUGGAGAGCUCUGGCUUGGACCAGGAGUCUGGGAGUACUUGGGAGCUCAGGACCUGCCCGUGGGGUUGUGUGAUGAUGAAAAAUGCAGACCAGGGUCAGGCGGUGCCUGAGUGGAGCCAA